Messenger RNA from Oncorhynchus masou masou (cherry salmon), 9445 nucleotides. RefSeq names its product mitogen-activated protein kinase 1. Gene Ontology annotation, molecular function: MAP kinase activity; ATP binding. The record is from RefSeq and is a predicted model, not a curated record. The transcript is spliced from 8 exons. Bases 267 to 1376 code for a protein of 369 amino acids. Lineage: Eukaryota; Metazoa; Chordata; Actinopteri; Salmoniformes; Salmonidae. Gene Ontology annotation, biological process: protein phosphorylation; intracellular signal transduction. Gene Ontology annotation, cellular component: nucleus; cytoplasm.
GACCAAAAAUUUCGCAACAGAAUCGUCGUAAAUGAAUACACCCAUGCUCUUGCAGUAGCUAGCAGACUGCAGUCAGUGGAAUCAGGCUUUGUACAUGUUAUAGCGCCGAGGAGCGGACAAAUUACUUUUCUUACUCUCUUUCGCCGUUACUGAGGACUUCAUAAAGUCUCACUGUGUUGUAUAACGUUAUUACAGCGUUGACUUUUCGUAUUUUCCCUUUAUUUUUGGCUGUGGAGAACGCGUUAAAAAUCCAGCUAGUUUUCACAAUGGCGACAGCAGCAGUAUCUGCCAGUGCUGGCAGCGGCCCCAACCCCGGAUCUGGCGCUGAGUUAGUCCGAGGACAGGCCUUCGAUGUCGGCCCUCGCUACCACAAUCUCUCCUAUAUUGGCGAGGGCGCCUAUGGAAUGGUGUGCUCUGCAUAUUGCCGUGACAACAAGGUCCGCGUGGCGAUAAAGAAGAUCAGUCCGUUUGAACACCAGACAUACUGCCAGAGGACUCUGAGAGAGAUCAAGAUCCUGCUGCGCUUCAAACAUGAGAACAUCAUCAGCAUCAACGACAUCAUCCGCAUGCCCUCCAUCCACCAGAUGAAGGACGUCUACAUCGUGCAGGACCUGAUGGAGACAGAUCUGUAUAAGCUGCUGAAGACCCAGCACCUGAGCAACGAUCACAUCUGUUACUUCCUGUACCAGAUCCUGAGAGGCCUGAAGUACAUCCAUUCUGCCAACGUCCUGCACCGCGACCUCAAACCCUCCAACCUGCUGCUCAAUACCACCUGUGAUCUAAAGAUCUGUGACUUUGGUCUUGCACGUGUGGCUGACCCGGACCAUGACCACACGGGCUUCCUGACAGAGUACGUUGCGACUCGUUGGUACCGUGCGCCUGAGAUCAUGCUCAACUCAAAGGGUUACACCAAGUCUAUUGAUAUCUGGUCUGUGGGCUGCAUCCUGGCUGAGAUGCUCUCCAAUAGACCCAUCUUCCCCGGGAAGCACUACCUGGACCAGCUCAACCACAUACUGGGUAUCCUAGGGUCUCCUUCACAGGAGGAUCUGAACUGCAUCAUUAACAUCAAGGCCAGGAACUACCUGCUGUCUCUCCCACUGCGCUGCAAGGUCCCCUGGAACCGCCUCUUCCCCAACGCUGACCCCAAAGCUCUGGACCUGCUGGACAAGAUGUUGACCUUUAACCCCCACAAGAGGAUCGAGGUAGAGGAGGCUCUGGCUCACCCUUACCUGGAGCAGUACUACGAUCCUACAGAUGAGCCUGUAGCCGAGGCUCCUUUCAAGUUUGACAUGGAGCUGGAUGAUCUCCCCAAAGAGACCCUGAAGGAGCUGAUCUUUGAAGAGACGGCUCGCUUCAACACAGUCUGCAGGUCCUAACCUAUAGAACCAGAUCAGACUCUGGACUCUCCUCGUUGUGUGCUCUGGUUCCUCCUGUCUUCAGCCUGUAUACUCCCCCCCCCCCCCGCCUUCCUCAGUCUGACCACCAUGCUCAGGAACGGGUUUCAGGAAUCAAUCUGUCCUUUCUCCCUCUAUCCCUCCCCUCUCUCCCUACGGGGUGAGGAGGGUCACAUGUUGGCUUAUUGUUUAUUAUCCCCCCACCCACUCCUCACUGCCUACGGGGGACUAUUGGAAAGCACUAUAUUGGGAAUAGGGCUCUGGGCUAUAGUAGUGCACUAUAUAGGUAACAUGACUCUCGUCUAUAGUAGUACACUAUAUAGGGAAUAGUGCCCUGGUCUAUAGUAGUGCACUGUAUAGGUAACAUGACUCUCGUCUAUAGUAGUACACUAUAUAGGGAAUAGGGCCCUGGUCUAAAGUUGUACACUAUAUAGGGAAUAGGGCCCUGGUCUAAAGUAGUACACUAUAUAGGGAAUAGGGCCCUGGUCUAUAGUAGUGCACUAUAUAGGUAACAUGACUCUCGUCUAUAGUAGUACACUAUAUAGGAAUAGGGCCCUGGUCUAAAGUAGUACACUAUAUAGGGAAUAGGGCCCUGGUCUAUGGUAGUACACUAUAUAGGGAAUAGGGCCCUGGUCUAUAGUAGUACCACUAUAUAGGGAAUAGGGCCCUGGUCUAUGGUAGUACACUAUAUAGGGAAUAGGGCCCUGGUCUAUGGUAGUACACUAUAUAGGGAAUAGGGCCCUGGUCUAUAGUAGUACACUAUAUAGGGCCCUGGUCUAUAGUAGUACACUAUAUAGGGAAUAGGGCUCUGGUCUAUAGUAGUACACUAUAUAGGGAAUAGGGCCCUGGUCUAAAGUAGUACACUAUAUAGGGAAUAGGGCCCUGGUCUAUAGUAGUACACUAUAUAGGGAAUAGGGCCCUGGUCUAUAGUAGUACACUAUAUAGGGAAUAGGGCUCUGGUCUAUAGUAGUACACUAUAUAGGAAUAGGGCCCUGGUCUAUAGUAGUACACUAUAUAAGGAAUAGGGCCCUGGUCUAAAGUAGUACACUAUAUAGGGAAUAGGGCCCUGGUCUAUAGUAGUACACUAUAUAGGGAAUAGGGCUCUGGUCUAAAGUAGUACACUAUAUAGGGAAUAGGGCCCUGGUCUAUAGUAGUACACUAUAUAGGGAAUAGGGCUCUGGUCUAUAGUAGUACACUAUAUAGGGAAUAGGGCUCUGGUCUAUAGUAGUACACUAUAUAGGGAAUAGGGCUCUGGUCUGUAGUACCACUAUAUAGGGAACAGGGCCCUGGUCUAUAGUAGUACCACUAUAUAGGGAAUAGGGCCCUGGUCUAUAGUAGUACACUAUAUAGGGAAUAUGGCUCUGGUCUAUAGUAGUACACUAUAUAGGGAAUAGGGCUCUGAUCUAUAGUAGUACCACUAUAUAGGGAAUAGGGCCCUGGUCUAUAGUAGUACACUAUAUAGGGAAUAGGGCUCUGGUCUAUAGUAGUACACUAUAUAGGGAAUAGGUCUCUGGUCUAAAGUAGUACACUAUAUAGGGAAUAGGGCCCUGGUCUAUAGUAGUACACUAUAUAGGGAAUAGGGCUCUGGUCUGUAGUAGUACACUAUAUAGGGAAUAGGGCUCUGGUCUAUAGUAGUACACUAUAUAGGGAAUAGGGCCCUGGUCUAUAGUAGUGCACAAUAUAGGGAAUAGGGCUCUGGUCUGUAGUAGUACACUAUAUAGGGAAUAGGGCUCUCGUCUAUAGUAGUACACUAUAUAAGGAAUAGGGCCCUGGUCUAUAGUAGUACACUAUAUAGGGAAUAGGGCUUUGGUCUAUAGUAGUACACUAUAUAGGGAAUAGGGCCCUGGUCUAUAGUAGUACACUAUAUAGGGAAUAGGGCCCUGGUCUAAAGUAGUGCACUAUAUAAGGAAUAGUGUGCCAUAUGGGACACCUCUGGCGACUCCUGUUCAAAUCAUUGUUAUUGUAAUUCCUGCUCAGCGUUGGUAGACGGUCGUCUGUCUGUUUGAGAAGCUUUACAUUGCCAAAUAAUUUUUGUACAGCUUCUUUUUCUUUUCUAACUAUCUGAAGCCGAGCUAUGAUCAGGGAACUCAUAGGUGAUGUCACUCUACCAAGAAAGACCCUGCAUUAAUAAGAACAACUUAUUUAUGCAAUGACAUAAUGCUCUCUGUACCUGGACAGACAGACACAGUACAGGUUGUUGGUAGAGAGAUGAUUCUGAAAGUAGCACAUGUCGAAGCUACUGUAAUAAUAGAACCCAACUUGAAAAAGUAAUGUGUUGCUUUGCUCUGUUACUCAUCAAAGUAAUCUGAUUACUUAACGUGUUACUUUUGUAGCACUGGUUAGGAAUCUCCCUCCCAGAUGGAAUACGUAGGUCCUCCACUUCCUCCUCUUGAGGAAGAGCAGACAGACCAGACCAACGGACAGUAUCAACCUGGCCUUUGGAGCAGGGUCUUCACUGUUAAAUGAUGAUCGGUGGUUAGGGAGAAAUGCCUCCUCUCCUCCCUCUAUGGUGAAUCUCUUUCUGGGUCUUUGGCCUUGUGACAGUAAGACUGUAUCCUUUUGACUGUUAAACACUCUGUCUACAUAUUGAUAAUGUCUAGUUGGCUGGGCCCUGUUUCAGCUCCUCCCCCUGGGCCCUGUUUCAGCUCCUCCACCUAACCCCUGGGCCCGUUACGAUAUGUUGUUGAACGUUGCAGAUAGACUACAGCUGGUGUUAUUCUGUAUACUAGAUGCGUUCUACAUCAUACUGCUCCCUUAUGUGCAUGACCUCUGCCCCCGGGUACACUGAAAUUAGUUUUUGGGGGGAGUUUUCCUUUAACUAUCUCUUUGGUAUUUGUUUCAUUAGUUCAUUGUAGUCCCAAAAUGUUUUGCUUGUCAGCUAUUAAGUUUUGAAGAUAGGUCACUUUGAAAAUACAGAUCUCAUCCCCGUAGGAUGCGAAAUGCAGCGGCAUAUGGCGAUGUGACCAUCUGGAACUUAAUAUCUGACAAGCAAAACAUUUUGGGACUACAAUGAACUGAAACCAAUACCCAAAUAUAUUUUGGGGGUGGAGUUUAACAAAUCAGAUCAAGGCACUUAACAUGGUGCGUGUGCAGUAAUAUGCUAAUUAUAUGCAGAUCAGUGGAUCCCAGUCAGGUGGCAGCACACCUUCACAAAUUUAAAUAUCUCAGAGAGCACACCCCCUUUUUAUUUUUACCAAGUUAAUAAACUUUUAAUUUCUUGAUCUUUAACAAGAUUCCCCAUUUAAAGCAACAAAAAAAAACAUAGGCUAUGUAUAUUAAAAAUACUGUUUAUAAUUAUAUAUAUAUAUAUAUAUUACGUACCUUUUAUGCGUAAAACAAUUUAUACUGACAAACCUACAGAGGCAUGAGUCAGAUGACACAACAUGUACAUUAUCAGUCCACAGGAACCGUGUCAAUAGUUUGGAUGUUUCUAGUGUGGUGGUUUAUGUGUGCAAGUUCCCCUUUAACACGGCAUCGCCUGUUGGAUCUGUGAGAGACUGUAACAGCAGUCCGUCUGUUGCUCCCUCCUUCCCCGAACUAGAAGAACAAAUAACAAGGAUUAAUAACGGAGGCAUUAUCAGUGACACAAGAUGUCUGCAUCUCUCUAGAUCUAUACGCUAGCUUCUCUUUGACACCAUCGCAGCGGUCAUAGUUCACUUCUGGUCAACAGUUCAUGUCUUAGUGUCUUCGUACCUAUUUGCUUCAGCUUUCCCUGUUUCACAUAACAAUUAUCACCCGUAUUUAAGUUCCAUACACAACCAAUGCAAUGGAAGCUAGCUAGUUGUUAGUAGCUUGAGCUCCGUCAUCAGUAUUUGAGAUGCUCAGAGAGAAUAUUCUCCAUGUCUGCUGCCAUUUCACUGGCCAUAGUAUAAGUGGCCAAACAUCUAUACAGAUCUCUGCUCCAGUAACUGGCUGUGGUUUCAUACCUCUGCUCCAGUAACUGGCUGUGGUUUCAUACCUCUGCUCCAGUAACUGGCUGUGGUUUCACAUCUCUGCUCCAGUAACUGGCUGUGGUUUCAUAUCUCUGCUCCAGUAACUGGCUGUGGUUUUACAUCUCUGCUCCAGUAACUGGCUGUGGUUUCACAUCUCUGCUCCAGUAACUGGCUGUGGUUUCAUAUCUCUGCUCCAGUAACUGGCUGUGGUUUCAUAUCUCUGCUCCAGUAACUGGCUGUGGUUUCACAUCUCUGCUCCAGUAACUGGCUGUGGUUUCACACCUCUGCUCCAGUAACUGGCUGUGGUUUCACACCUCUGCUCCAGUAACUGGCUGUGGUUUCACAUCUCUGCUCCAGUAACUGGCUGUGGUUUCACAUCUCUGCUCCAGUAACUGGCUGUGGUUUCACAUCUCUGCUCCAGUAACUGGCUGUGGUUUCACAUCUCUGCUCCAGUAACUGGCUGUGGUUUCACAUCUCUGCUCCAGUAACUGGCUGUGGUUUCACAUCUCUGCUCCAGUAACUGUCUGUGGUUUCACAUCUCUGCUCCAGUAACUGUCUGUGGUUUCACAUCUCUGCUCCAGUAACUGGCUGUGGUUUCACAUCUCCGCUCCAGUAACUGGCUGUGGUUUCACAUCUCUGCUCCAGUAACUGGCUGUGGUUUCACAUCUCUGCUCCAGUAACUGGCUGUGGUUUCACAUCUCUGCUCCAGUAACUGGCUGUGGUUUCACACCUCUGCUCCAGUAACUGGAUGUGGUUUCACAUCUCUGCUCCAGUAACUGGCUGUGGUUUCACAUCUCUGCUCCAGUAACUGGCUGUGGUUUCACACCUCUGCUCCAGUAACUGGCUGUGGUUUCACACCUCUGCUCCAGUAACUGGCUGUGGUUUCACAUCUCUGCUCCAGUAACUGGCUGUGGUUUCACAUCUCUGCUCCAGUAACUGGCUGUGGUUUCACAUCUCUGCUCCAGUAACUGGCUGUGGUUUCACAUCUCUGCUCCAGUAACUGGCUGUGGUUUCACAUCUCUGCUCCAGUAACUGGCUGUGGUUUCACAUCUCUGCUCCAGUAACUGGCUGUGGUUUCACAUCUCUGCUCCAGUAACUGGCUGUGGUUUCACAUCUCUGCUCCAGUAACUGGCUGUGGUUUCAGGCGACACCUAUCAGACUUCAUACCAAGUCUAAUGCCAAGUCUAGAGCUCCCAGCUCAUUGGUUGAGAUGCUCAAAGAGAACAUUCUCCAUGUAGUGCAGGUCCACCCCUUUGAUUGCACUUGCGUUUUCUAUAUAACGUUACAAUGCCUUCUAUAUAAUGUUACAAUGCCAUCAACGACGUUAAAAUGCCUUCUAUAUAACGUUACAAUGCCAUAAUGGGACAUAGUGUCUACUGGCUCAAUAUCUCCACACAGAGAGCCAGCUAGGUGGAUGACAUUAAGGUCUGAAUAACAUUACAAUGCCAUGGGACCUGCUGCACAGCAUUACAGAGCCUUAACCCACCUACAGAAGGCAGCAGCUGUUAGAACCACUGGCCACAACCCCCCCGCUGAUCGAUCUGUCGAUCAAUCUAUCUAUCCAAAAGUAUGUGGACACCCUUUCAAAUUAGUGGGUUCUGUUUCAACCAUACCCAUUGCUGACAGGUGUCAAAUAAAAUCAAGCACACGGCCAUGCAAUCUCCAUAGACAGACAUUGGCAGUAGAAUGGAGAGCUCAGUGACCUUAAACCUGACACCGUCAUAGAAUGCCACCUUUCCAACAAGUCAGUUUGUCAAAUUUCUGCCCUGCUAGAGCUGCCCCCAGUCAUCUGUAAGUGCUGUUAUUGUGAAAUGGAAAAAUCUAGGAGCAGCAACGGCUUAGCCGCGAAGUGGUAGGCAACACCAGCUCACAGAACAGAACCGCCAGGUGCUGAAACGCAUAAAGAUCAUCUGUCCCCGGUUGCAACACUCACUACCGAGUUCCAAACUGCCUCUGGAAGCAACGUCAGCACAAGAACUGUUCAUCGGUAGCUUCAUGAAAUGGGUUUCCAUGGCCGAGCAGCCGCACACAAGCCUAAGAUCACCGUGUGUAAUAACGGCUGGAGGGGUGUAAAGCUCGCCGCCAUUGGAAUCUGGAGCAGUGGAAAUUUAUUUUCUUGCGUGAUGAAUUUCGCUUCACCAUCCGGCAGUCCGACGGAUUAAUCUGUGUAUCCGACGGACGUAAACCUGACUGGCCGGCACAGAGCCCUGACUUCAACCCCAUCAAACACCUUUGGGAUGAAUUGGAAGGCCGACUGUGAGCCAGGACUAAUCGCCCCACAUCAGUGUCCGACCUCACUAAUGUUCUUGUUGCUGAAUGGAAGCAAGUCCCACAGCCAUGUUCUAGUGGAAAGCCUUCCCAGAAUAGUGGAGGCUGUUAAAGCAGCAAUGUUCCAACAUCUAGUGGAAAGCCUUCCCAGAAGAGUGGAGGCUGUUAUAGCAGCAAUGUUCCUACAUCUAGAGGAAAGCCUUCCCAGAAGAGUGGAGGCUGUUAUAGCAGCAAUGUUCCAACAUCUAGUGGAAAGCCUUCCCAGAAGAGUGGAGGCUGUUAUAGCAGCAAUGUUCCAACAUCUAGUGGAAAGCCUUCCCAGAAGAGUGGAGGCUGUUAUAGCAGCAAUGUUCCAACAUCUAGUGGAAAGCCUUCCCAGAAGAGUGGAGGCUGAUAUAGCAGUAAAGGGGGACCAACUCAAUAUUAAUGCCUACGAUUUUGGAAUGAGAUGUUUGACAAGCAGGUGUCCACAUGCUUUUGGCCAAGUAAUGUAUCUAUCUCUAUUGAUCAACCCUAUGCUUACCUACCUAUCCUCUACCUAUCCUCAACCUACCUAGUAAGAUGUAAGCUUGUAUCGAUCUGCUUCAGAGUCUGAGUCGGUCCGUGUUGCAAACCUGUCUGGUUCUUUGUGCCUUUCUUCUUAACGGGCUUGAACUCCAAAAUGUUUUGUGCAGCUUUGUUUAGCUGGGGGUCCGUUGUGACUGCAGUAUAUUCUUUAUGUUAACGGAAGGUUUUUCAUAAGUCUCACUGAGUAUGUUGUACUUUUUAAGAUAAAUUAUGGUUCUGUUGCCGAAGCUUUGUGAUUGUGAUUCUGUACUGAAAAAGAUGAAGGCUGAAUUCUAUUGUUUGCUUUACUUUAACCUCUGCCCUGCUCUUUACCUUGGUCUGGGUGGGGUGUCUCCACCCCGUUCUUUACCUUGGUCUGGGUGGGGUGUCUCCACCCUGUUCUUUACCUUGGUCUGGGUGGGGUGUCUCCACCCUGUUCUUUACCUUGGUCUGGGUGGGGUGUCUCCACCCCGUUCUUUACCUUGGUCUGGGUGGGGUGUCUCCACCCUGUUCUUUACCUUGGUCUGGGUGGGGUGUCUCCACCCCGUUCUUUACCUUGGUCUGGGUGGGGUGUCUCCACCCUGUUCUUUACCUUGGUCUGGGUGGGGUGUCUCCACCCUGUUCUUUACCUUGGUCUGGGUGGGGUGACUCCACCCUGUUCUUUUUACCUUUUAUUUAUUUCUUUUUUUUAAUGUUUUGUGCAAAAAAUAUUUUUUAUUGUAAAAUUAAUGUUAUGUUUCUAUCUAAUAUUAAUCUUGAAUAAGACUUGUUGCCAUGAAUUGAAAUACUCAUAUGUUUUGAGCAGUAGAAAAUCUUUGUGAAUUAUACUUCAUUCACGCUAAAAAUAAAAAAUAUUAAGUUUCAUGUAUUUUCGGUUGGCUGUGUUUUUGAGGUUAGCAUUAGUAACUCAACCAGGCAGAAGUUUAAACUGACCCUUCAAGGUCUGUUUUUGAGGGUAGUAUCGGUAACUAAACCAGGUUAUGGUAGGGAGAGGUUUAAACCAACCCUUCAAGGUCUGUUUUUGAGGGUAGUAUCGGUAACUAAACCAGGUUAUGGUAGGGAGAGGUUUAAACCAACCCUUCGAGGUCUGUUUUUGAGGGUAGUAUCGGUAACUAAACCAGGUUAUGGUAGGGAGAGGUUUAAACCAACCCUUCGAGGUCUGUGAAUAUUGCCAUCUGUCAUGCCGGAGAACAAACCAUUUCUGCUAAUGUUGAAGAUGACUGCCAUUUAUUAAAAAACCAUAUCAAUCUUGUUAUUUUGCAUCUUUGCCAUGUAACCUAUGAAAUAAAUACACUGUAUCCUGUG